UUAUUUAAUUUAAAUUUCUUGUCGUAAUCUAAAAUAAUUAUUAGGUAUUGGUAAUUAGGCCUAGGCGUUGGGUCUUCGGGUCGGGUUCGGACCGAUUCCUUUCGGAUUCAGGCCGGUUCCUUUCGGAUCCGGAUCUUUCGGAUCCGGAUCUUUCGGAUCCUAAAUAUUUAGACCCAAUAAAUACUUAGAAAUUUUCGGAUUGGAUUCGGAUCGGUUUUUUUCGGGUCUGGAUUGGUUCGGGUCUAUAAUUAAAAUUCCCGUAAUUUUUCGGGUCCAUAUCGGGUCUGGGUCGGAUUCAGAUAUUUAAGAUCUAAAAAGGACAUGGCAUACCCAACACCAUCAAAUUUAGUCGAUAUUUGUCAUAUAUAUCUAAAAUUUUACUAAAUAACUUAAGUGAAACUAUUAAUAAUUAAAAUAAAACAUUUUUAAACUCUAAAUUUUACAUUUUAAAUCUUCAUAUUCCUUAAAAAUGUUAUAAAAUAAUAAUAAAUGUUGUUAACAAAAGAUAUUUCAACUAAAUCAUAAAAUAUUAUAUAUAAAAUAGAACACAAAAAAUUAUAGUUUUAGAUAUACAUGUUUUUAAGUCGGGUACAAAUCGGUUCUUAUCAGGUCGGGUCUAUUCGGGUCGGAUUUUUCGGAUCCGGGUUUUUCGGGUCCGGAUCUAUUCGGAUCGGUUUCUUUCUAUUCCGGUUUUUUCGGGUAAAAGAAAUUUAGAUCUAAAAAAUACUUGUAAAUUUUCGGUUCAGUUCCAAAUGAGGUAUUUUUUGGUCGGUUUCGGUUCGGAUUUUCGGAUGGAGGUUAAAAUGCCCAGGCGUAUUGGUAGUAAUGCAUUUGCUAUUGUUGAAUCAAAAUCAUUGAUUUUGUUUUCGCCAACAUUUCAUUCGAAUUUGUAAACAUUAUAUAUAUAUAUAUAUAUAUAUAUUAUAGUUUACUUUUUGUAAGGAUUUAACACGACAUCAAAAAGGACAGAAUCUUUCUGACCUACACUAUUAUCUGUAAGAAAACACACCAAUGAGGAUUUCUUCAAAUCCAAUUUAGAUUUAUAAAGAUUAUUUGUUAUUAUUGUUAGUAUUAAUCUUAUAAUAAAAUAUUAUCUAAUUAUUUAUUGACAUCUCUCUCUAAGUUAGUAUUUAAAAAAACACAUUACCCAACCGGAGUUUUAUCUGCCGCCAUAUUAACACGUUCUUCAGAAAUCUCAAACCGGAGACUCAAAAACAGAGGAAACAUGUCUCUUCACGGACGAUUCCCGGCGAGUCCGCCGGUUUCAUUAUCUCCGGCGUCUUCCUCAUCGCCGAGUUCUCACUCCCCGUCGUCUCCUGACCUGAAGCAACGAGUCAUCGCUUGCCUCAACAAGCUCGCGGACCGCGACACGUUAGCUCUCGCCGCGGCGGAGCUCGACUCCAUCGCCAGAAACCUAACUCACGACUCCUUUUCUUCUUUCCUCAGCUGCAUCCACACCACCGACUCCUCCUCUAAAUCUCCGGUGCGGAAACACUCUGUCGCCGUUUUAUCGCUCAUGUCUCGCCACCACGGCGAGUCUCUCUCUCCUCACCUCUCUAAGAUGGUCUCCACCAUCAUCCGCCGUCUCAGAGACCCCGACUCCUCCGUUCGCUCCGCCUGCGCCGCCGCUACCGCCGAUAUAUCCGCUCACGUCACGAGGCAACCGUUCGCCUCCGUCGCGAAACCGCUUAUCGAGACGCUGAUCCAGGAAGGCGACUCGAACGUGCAGACCGGAGCGGCGGUGUGUUUGGCGGCGUCGGUGGAAGCUGCGGCGGAUCCUGAGCCGGAGCAGUUGAGGAAGUCUCUUCCCAAGAUCGGGAAGAUGCUAAAGAGCGAGGCUUUCAAGGCCAAGGCGGCGCUUUUAAGCGCCGUGGGUAGUAUCAUCACCGCGGGUGGCGCGGGAAGUAAACCGGUUUUGGAUUGGUUAGUUCCGGUUUUGAUAGACUUUCUGAGCAGUGAAGAUUGGGCGGCGAGGAAAUCCGCUGCGGAGGGGUUGAGUAGAGUCGCGGCGGCCGAGGAGGAGUUGGCGUGGGAAUACAAGAAAGCUUGCACGGCGGCUCUUGAAAGCAGAAGGUUUGAUAAGGUGAAGAGUGUGAGAGAGACUAUGAAUAGAGCAUUGAGUCAGUGGAAAGAAGUGGCCAAUGAUGUAGACGAAGCCUUGUUGUCUCCAUGUACAUCUUCCCUUGACGUUGGUGUCAAGUCUUCAAGACUAAAGAAGUCAACGCGUAUGAUCAAGAGGUCACCAUCUUUGCCUGUGAAUAGAUCAUAUGUAGCAAGUAGACAACAAAAGGAGAAUCUUCCAAGAAGGAACGUGACCGUGUCAGUAGCUUCUAGGGAGGAGGAGCAGGUGAAGUCAGGGGGACCAGAUAUAAUCAAACAUACAAUCUCUGAGAAGGGCCGGGAAGAUAAGAAAGUAGGUGGCUUUGAUUGUGGUUUGAGGUCUGGUUCUAGGGUGGCACCAUGCAGCGACGAUGGUGAUGAUUCUUGUGAUUCUCUUGUCAAGAAUGGUAAAGAUGGUGUUGAUGAGAGCAGGAAAGAUAGUGAGGAACUUUCUUUGAUACGCGAGCAGCUUGCUAUGAUUGAGAACCAGCAGUCCAGUCUUUUAGACCUACUUCGGAAAUUUAUGGGAAGCUCACAGAGUGGGAUCCAGUCUCUGGAGUCUCGUGUAAGCGGUCUAGAGAUGGCUUUGGAUGAAAUAUCAUGCGAUCUUGCGGUUUCAAACGGGAGAGUACCUAAGACUAGUAGCUGUGGAGGAGAGAGUUGUUCAAAACUACCUGGUGCAGAGUUCUUAAGUCACAAGUACUGGAGAAAAGCAGAGGAGAGACCAAUGCAAACCAGAAGCACAGCCAGUGAAACGGCUGCGCAUGAGAAUAGUUUUGACCAGGGGAUGCAAAAGAGAGGUUCUGUUUUUCAAAAGAGAUCAGCAAGAAACCAGUUUCAAGACUCCGUGCAUACAACGCUACAGAAACCAACAACCAGGGGAAGAGAGUGAUGCGGAGAUUGAAGUAAAAUAGAAGCUGACCAGACUGACUCAGACGGUGACAAUGAAAAAUCCAAAUCUCAUAUUCAAUGCUUUGCUUCAACCGCAUGUCUGCCUUGUCCACUCUCACACACAUGUCAUAUUAAGCUUUCUCUUGUAAAAAAGAAGAAGAAAUAAUCUAAUAAAUUAAUCAGCAAGUGAAUCAAUAGAGCUUCAAGGAUUAAAGGCAUGUGAAUAAAAGUGAUUUUUAUUGUAAUGUGUCAUUCAUUACUCAUUAGAGCUAUCUCAAAACCCCUCUUCGGAACUACGCUAGGUGCCAGUCGGUCGGUAACCCCAGACCUAGCAAGUUAUCGAAAAAUCAGAGAGUAUUCGAGGAUUACACAUGACCUAGUUUUAAAUACAGCUAAAUUCUAACCUGCGCAGGAUGUUUUAUUUCGUUUUCAUAUUUUUGAACUUUUUUAUAUUAUUGAAUGUAUAUACUUUAAAACCAACACAAUUUUAUAGCAGAAAUCUAUAGUAGUUUUAUAUAUUCUAGUAGUUUAUAUAAAUAUUUGUAUUGUUAGAUUUCAUUUAAAUAAAAACUAUAUCAAAUAUUUAUUAAGAAACAAAUUUGCAAAUAAAUUUUGUUUUCAUAACAAUGUGAUAUUAAUUUUUUUUUCAUCCAACGUGAUAUUAAUUUAUUAUUUACAUCAUUCGUAUUUUACAUUUUUAGUUCUUUGUACAUAUUUGUGCUAAUUAAAAGUGGUUAAUAAUGUAUAAUUCAAACAAAUGGACCAAGCUCUAGAUAAUAUAAAAAGACUAAGCCUAAAUUUGGUACUAAACAGAUUAAUCCGGGAAAAAGAAGAAAAUAAACAUACAUAACCUUUUCCUUUUGAGUUUAAUGUAUUUUUAUCGGUGAAUCAAAGUUAGCUUAUUUCUCCCUUCGUCUCUUUGCUUCCCCAUCGGUUUUAUCAAAGAGCAAACUCCACGGAGAAGAAGAAAACCAAGACUUAACUAUAUUUUUGUGUGGCUCAACUAACCUCCAACUUCUAAAGUUCAUAUGCGAAUUCAAUGAAAACCAACAACCUCUAGAUCGGAGACUAAUUGGUUGAUCAAAACAUUCAAUCUAAGAAGAAAGCAGGGGAUGUGAAAUUUAGAGGAUGAAUGGAUUAUCAUGUUGAAGAUCAGGUUGAACUCUUUCGUAUAACGUUAUUAGUUGAAUUUUAGCAAAAAAAAAAAAAGAUCAGGUAUUGGCAUAUGAAAUAAAAACUCCAAACAUAGAAUCUAGUUAAUCGGAAUCGUCAUACAAAGGUUAGUACUUGUUUUGUAAUAAGGUUGAUUUCAAAUGUCUUAAAUAUUUUUCAUACAUGAAGUAUUAGUAUCAAAACCAUCUCAUAGUUAUGUUAUAUAGGGAGAUAGAUAUAUAGAGAGAUAGACAGUAGCAUCCGAUUUAUUGAAGAAAGAUUCUUAAGAUUUGGGUCAGAUUGAUAAACAGAGAGAUAAAUCGUGGGAAGAGUAGCAAACAGAAGUACUGAAGCAAUAUGGAUUAAAGGGGAGACAGAGAAAGGAAGAACGUAAUAUGUGUCUCUCAGUUUUCUUUUGCUUCUUUCUUGUUCUGAGAUUUUUUUAACUUGUUUAAAUAAUAUUUACAGCUCAAAAGGUAUUCAAGGUUGUCCAUGUCCCCACAGUUGAUGUCACUAAUCAUAUAUGUGUCUUGUCUCAUAUCUCUGUCUGAUAUUCUAAUUCUAAUAUAUAUACAGAUUGAAUAAGCGUUUCCUCCUUCUGCUAAGAUAGCAGACCCAUCGAUCAAUGAAGCUGACGAUGAAAUUGUACGACCCGGUUUUCUUAACCGGUUGGUUUGAUUUCUCUUUAAUUAAUUUAGAUUCAACCAAACCAUUUGUAAAAAAAAAAGGAAAAGAAACCAAGCCAUCGAUUUUCCUUUAUGUGUAUACAUAUAUAAUUGGUUCCUUAAAGCUCAGCAUCCAUUUCCUUUUAGAUCGUGGAAGAGAAUGAGUUGAUCACCAUCUCCAUCUUCUAUACUCCUUUACGAUCAAUUCCCAUCUCUUCAUCUUUCGGUUUUGAUGGCAAUCAAAGGAGGAACACCAUCAAUGUCACCAAUCACAUCGAUAGCCACAACCGGAGGCUUGUUCUUCGCCGAUCACCACCGUAUCCAUCGUUGCUGAUGUCCAUGGAGCCAUCAUUGCUUUUGUUAGUGUCGUUUAGCGGAGCUGAGCUGAGAUAUGGAGGAGAGACGAGCGACGGAGCUGCAGCAUCUCAUCACCGCCGACACCGUGUCUCACCGCCACCGUCACCGAUCCACACGACCAUCAGGGGUGACCCACCGGCGGUGCAUCCCAUGUCACCGGAGACGUUUCUGUGUUGUCAAAGAUUAUGUCGCGUGGUUAACCAAGGAGAAGCGUGAGAUCUUAGGCCGAGACCGGGUGUUUUAUUCUCAAAUCCGUUCCGGUUUCCGAUCAUGGCAAGGGUGAGACUGACGAGUAUAUGAUAUUUAGACGGAUUUGGUGCUACUAGGCUUUUUAUUCGAAUUUUUAUUUGGGCUUAGAGUGAGUGGAGUUAUGUAUAUGGGCUAUUGUGUUAUGAGAUAUUGUUGGUGGCACGCUGUCCAGAUGGGAGGUGACGGAUGUCACAGAAAUCUUUCAAAUGUUUGAUAUGAAACUGUAACAGAGAUUUCUAUGACCCAGUUGAGGAAGAUGAAUUUGAACAGGAUACUAAGGUCCAUAUAUUGUUCCCAACUGAACCUCUUCCGUUUCGUCUGCAGUGAUGAACUCAAGAGUUUCUCCACCACUACGGGUGUUUUGCUUCCACGGAUGAGGCAAUCUGACACGAACUGGCCACCCGAUUUUAUACGCUUUGACAUCCUUUAGAAGAGACAUAUUUUUUGCGCUCGCCAUGUUUUCUGUGAAUGAAGAGUGAAAUAUGGAUAGGUAGUAGGUAAUUCUAGACCCAGUAUAUGUAUAGAUGGGUGAAGAGUCUAGGUUAAGAGGGUAGAUAUGGCGAGCUUAGAUACAGCUCGGAUAUCCUCUGCCUUCAAUUUUAUAAAGUUAAUCUUAUGAUUGUAUCUUUUGAAAAUCUCUAUAAUCAAUUUUAGAAAUUGUUCAAAUUC
Molecule: messenger RNA, 6083 nt
Organism: Brassica napus (rape)
Lineage: Eukaryota; Viridiplantae; Streptophyta; Magnoliopsida; Brassicales; Brassicaceae
Product: TORTIFOLIA1-like protein 4
Exons: 9
Coding region: 1226-2992 (588 amino acids)
Cellular component (GO): microtubule
Molecular function (GO): microtubule binding
Source: RefSeq, a predicted model, not a curated record